CCUCAUGUCCAGCACGACGGUGUAAAUAAAGCUCGGUCAGAACGCGUGGAUGAUACUAGUGGAAGGAGCGUGCGAUUCAGUGAAGUAGCACCGACCUCCCCUAAAAGGAGCCUCUCCUAAACACACUCGACUGCUACUUAUUUUUAUAUUGUCUUUAUAAGCGUUUACGGGUAUAUUCCUGCGAAGCCCUGGAACCAUGGCAGAGAGCGACUGGGACACCGUCACUGUGUUGAGGAAGAAGGGGCCGACUGCUGCCCAGGCCAAAUCCAAGCAGGCUAUCACUGCUGCACAGAGACGUGGAGAAGACGUCGAGACAACCAAGAAAUGGUCUGCGGGGCAGAACAAGCAACAUGUGGUGACAAAAAAUACCGCCAAACUGGACCGAGAGACGGAGGAGCUUCAUCACGAGAGGGUUCCCCUGGAGGUCGGCAAGGUCAUCCAGCAAGGCAGACAGGAGAAAGGCCUCACCCAGAAAGACCUGGCCACUAAAAUUAAUGAGAAGCCUCAAAUCAUUGCUGACUACGAGUGUGGCCGAGCGAUUCCCAACAACCAGGUCAUGGGGAAAAUUGAGAGAGCGAUUGGGCUGAAACUGCGUGGGAAGGAUAUUGGCCAACCCCUGGAGGCCAAACCCAAGAAGAAAUGAACACAAAGCCUCGAAAUCAGCCCCCCCUCCCCCCUUUCCCCUCCUCCCGUCUGUUGCCUCUCCCGUCCCUCCCUCCCGCCCGGGCUGAUCUCUCCAGCGUCCUGUCCGAGGACCUGGUGCUCCUCUGCUUCAACGCAGGCUGCUUAACUAACAACUCAUCCGAAACACUCUGUUGACCACUUAAUGGAAUAAUCGAGUUCAUUGUUCAGUAUCACUUAACUCCAGGUUCUGUCGAUCGCCGCUCACCUGCGUCUGCUUGGGCUUUGGCAUGGAUAAAGUUUUAACUUCCUGGCAGUGAUGGUUCGUCAUUUAAAAGGGGAAAUCUUUUUCGUGAUCAAACAAAGUAGUACGGCUGACUUCAAUUCUGAGCAUGAUGUUAAACCAAAAGUGCUUGAUUGCAUCUUUUUUUUUUGUUCACUCUUUUCAGACAGUGAGUGGAUGUCAUUACAGUAUUGAAAUAUUUUAAUGCUGUGCUUUGUGUUGAUCUGACAAUAAAGUUUGACACUUCA
Salarias fasciatus (jewelled blenny) is the source of this 1152-nucleotide messenger RNA. RefSeq names its product endothelial differentiation-related factor 1 (gene edf1). Lineage: Eukaryota; Metazoa; Chordata; Actinopteri; Blenniiformes; Blenniidae. Gene Ontology annotation, cellular component: nucleus. Gene Ontology annotation, molecular function: DNA binding. Bases 197 to 643 code for a protein of 148 amino acids. The record is from RefSeq and is a predicted model, not a curated record. The transcript has 5 exons.